AUGGCACCCCCCGACGGCAGCAACAACGUGCCCUAUGCCGAAUAUCUCAAGCAAGUCAUGCAAAAGGGCCUUUUGGAAGGCCAGCUGCCCGCCGUCACAACCAAUCCAAACCUGCUCGAGGGCAUGGCCCGUAAUGCCAUGCCCAAAAAUGGCUUCGACUACAUCAAGGGCGGCGCCGGCGAGUCGGCGACCAUGGAUGCCAACCGCCUCGCCUUCCGCCAGUGGAAGCUCGUCCCCAGAGUGCUGACGCCAACCAAUCCCAGGGACCUUAGCGUGACCCUCUUUGGCAAGAAAUACGACACUCCCCUCCUCAUGGCCCCUGUCGGCGUUCAGUCCUUGUACCACGACGACAAGGAGGUCGGCACUGCCAAUGCUUGCGCUGCCCUUGGCGUUCCCUUUACCCUCAGCACCGCUUCCUCGACGGGCAUUGAGGAGCUUGUUCAGAAAAGCCCCGCCGGGCCCAAGUGGUUCCAGCUCUACUGGCCAACCGACGAGGACAUUACCGCUUCCCUCCUGCGCCGUGCCAAGGCCAAUGGGUACCAGACCCUCGUCAUCACCCUCGACACCUGGACUCUGGGGGAAAAGUUUGCCGAGCGCAGCCAUGGCGGGACGCCCGACCAUGGCUGGGAGCAUCUCAAGCUUCUUCGCAAGUGGUGGGAUGGGCCAAUCGUCCUCAAGGGCAUCAUGUGCGUCGAGGAUGCCGAGCUAGCCGUUCAGUACGGCAUGGACGGCGUCAUUGUCAGCAACCACGGAGGCAGGCAGCUCGACGGCGCAGUGGCGACGCUCGACGUGCUGCCAGACAUCGCAGACGCCGUGGGCGACAGGAUCACCGUCAUGUUCGACUCGGGCGUCCGAACGGGCGCCGACAUUGCCAAGGCACUGGCCCUCGGGGCAAAGGCCGUCUUUGUCGGCCGGCCGGUCGUCUACGGGCUGGGCAUCAACGGGACGGCGGGUGCGCAGGCGGUGCUGGCUGGCCUUUUGGCCGAUCUCGAUCUGGGCUUGGGAUUUGCUGGCAUCAAGAGAAUCUCGGAGCUGCAGCGUUCUCGGCUCCGGCGGGUGCGGCACCCGGGCGACGUCAAGUCCAACAUGUAA
This is a messenger RNA of Hirsutella rhossiliensis, 1092 nucleotides long. Its product is annotated as FMN-dependent dehydrogenase domain-containing protein. Bases 1 to 1092 code for a protein of 363 amino acids. The transcript has 4 exons. Lineage: Eukaryota; Fungi; Ascomycota; Sordariomycetes; Hypocreales; Ophiocordycipitaceae. Gene Ontology annotation, molecular function: oxidoreductase activity; FMN binding. The record is from RefSeq and is a predicted model, not a curated record.